UACUCAAAUUUAAGUGACAUUGCUUCAGCUUACCAAAUCCUACUAAGGGUGGACUGGAUCACCAUGGGCAUUGGACUUCCUUUGACUCUAACAGUGAUAGUUGCAGUUUUUAUACAGGUGAAAAAGGAUCAGGGUGUCCCAGUCUACGUCAUCAACCUUCUCUUUUCUGAUCUCAUUCAGUUCUGCGGCAGAAUUAUAGUUUAUUUAGUUCGGCCUAAUAUCGGCUAUGGCAUCACGUUUGCUGGUUUAAUGGCCAGUGUUGGAUUCAUGGUCUGUAUCUCCUUGGAAAGGUAUUUGAUCAUCGCCAAGCCACUGUGGUACAGAUUCAGGAGAAACAUCAAGACCUACGUGGUGGUCUGUGUUGUGGUCUGGACUCUUUCUCUUCCUUUUCCUCUAACUAUUUUUCUGACUACUGAUCCUACUACUGCUUAUACAAUUUAUUACCUCUUCUUACCAUGUUUUCUCCUCCUGUCCUUUCCCUUCUUAAUCUUCUUCUUGGUUGGGACUAUUAAAGCUCUGUCUGGAGCCCUCAGUGUCCCAGCAGAAGAAAAACGACGAAUCACAGCCGUUCAGGUUGUGGUGCUGCUAAUUUACACUCUGCUUUUCCUGCCAGGCUUUGUUUAUCUUCUGUUCAACAGAGCAAAUUUAAUCCACCGUCUUGUUGCUUUAGUUUGUCUUUAUCUUAGUCCCCUUGCAGACACAACUCUGUAUUUGUUGAGUAGGAAAAGCUUCCUGGAUAAGUUUCUGGCUUCACUCUGUUCUUGUAAAGCAUCAGACAAUCAGGAGAUGAGCAGCAAGGAUACUGAAAGACCGACUGCUCCACAUACUGAGACUGUUUAGGGUUUAAUAUCUGGAGCCUCCACAACAAUCUACUGUAGAUGCUUUUUGGGUUGAUUACCAACA
Messenger RNA from Fundulus heteroclitus (mummichog), 903 nucleotides. RefSeq names its product G-protein coupled receptor 4-like. The coding region runs from base 64 to 840 and encodes 258 amino acids. Gene Ontology annotation, cellular component: membrane. The record is from RefSeq and is a predicted model, not a curated record. The transcript has 3 exons. Lineage: Eukaryota; Metazoa; Chordata; Actinopteri; Cyprinodontiformes; Fundulidae. Gene Ontology annotation, molecular function: G protein-coupled receptor activity. Gene Ontology annotation, biological process: positive regulation of Rho protein signal transduction; phospholipase C-activating G protein-coupled receptor signaling pathway.